This is a messenger RNA of Magallana angulata, 1329 nucleotides long. RefSeq names its product protein MEMO1-like. Lineage: Eukaryota; Metazoa; Mollusca; Bivalvia; Ostreida; Ostreidae. The transcript is spliced from 8 exons. Bases 109 to 999 code for a protein of 296 amino acids. The record is from RefSeq and is a predicted model, not a curated record.
UGAUUUGAUAAACAAAGCAAAGGAAAUUCAGGAAUUCCGAGUUAUUAUAAAGAAGGCCUCUCCGAAGGGUGGUCAGUUAUUAACAGUACAGUAGCCAUAGGAAUAACUAUGUCCAAAGUUAGGCGGGCAACACACGCAGGGAGCUGGUACACAAACGACGGAAGGGAGUUGAGCAGCCAGUUAGAUGAGUGGUUAUCGAAAGCCCAGCCAUCCUACUCCCCAGCAAGAGCCAUAAUUGCUCCUCAUGCAGGGUAUGUAUAUUGUGGAGCGUGUGGAGGCCACGCCUACAGGCAGAUUGAUCCAUCUAACAUUAAGAGAAUAUUCAUUCUUGGUCCCUCCCACCAUGUUCGUCUGUCCGGUUGUGCCCUCACUGAAACCUCUCACUACCAGACGCCAUUGUAUGAUCUGAUUAUAGACCAGAAGAUAAAUGAAGAAUUAUUUGCCACAAAAGCCUUUGAAAAAAUGAAAAUGAGUACAGAUGAAGAUGAACACAGUAUAGAGAUGCAUUUACCUUACAUUGCUAAAGUCAUGGAGAGACGACGUGGACAGUUCACCAUUAUCCCUGUACUAGUCGGGUCUCUGUCUGCGGACAAGGAGAAGCUGUAUGGAUCUAUAUUUAGCCAGUAUCUAGCCGACCCUGAAAACUUCUUUGUGAUCUCCUCUGACUUCUGUCACUGGGGACAGCGAUUCCGUUACACAUUCUAUGAUAAGUCGUGUGGAGACAUCUGGCAAUCCAUUGAGGCCCUAGAUAAAAUGGGAAUGGAUGCAAUAGAACAAAUGGACCCAGCUAAAUUUUCUCACUACUUAAAGGAGUAUGAAAACACUAUAUGUGGCAGAUACCCAAUAGGUGUUCUCUUAAGUGCAAUAGACGCUCUUCGAAGAAACGGUAAUGGACGCAGAAUGUCAUUUAAAUUCAUAAACUAUGCUCAGUCAAGCCGCUGUAAGAAAAUGAGCGACUCCUCAGUUAGUUAUGCCUCAGGUGCCCUGCUCAUGCAGUGAAUGCUGAGGAAACAUUGGACUCAUUGCUGCACAUGGACUUUUUAACAUGCCUUAUAUGUCCUUAUGUUUCUCAGUUUAGUACUCCACUUUGGUAUGCCACACAAUCUGAGCUCUGGAUGUUGCACUACUUUAUAUGGAGAGAUCUGAACAUUGAUGCAAUGUACAUCUGUACAUCUGUACAUGUACUUAUAUUCACUGGUUUGUCACUGUAAAUCUCCAAGUUACAUUUUGCAAUUUUUGUAAAGUUGGCCUUUUUUGCGGUUAAAUAAAUGUACAUGUAAUGAAGACAUUAAAUAAGACUUAGUACUGAAUAAACGCUAAAUAAUUUAA